AUGCUCUGUGGUGAGAACAAAAGAUCCCCAAGUAUUUAUUCACUGCAGUCCCAUUGCCUAGAGCUGACCUUCUGUGGAGAAUAUAGCUACAGGCAUCUGCAGCCCCUGCUCACCCUGCAGUGUGGUGAAUUAAAGAGGGGAGAGAGGGAUUAUGACAUAAGCAGUGAACUCAGUCUUACCUAUGUAAAUGCCAGUCUUGUCCCUCAGCAUCCUAGUUGUAACAGGAUCAACAGGCAGCAACAUGCAGGGUCCACGGAAGAGUCAAUCUGUCUCUUAUCUCCAUGCUGUCCGUGGGAGAGCAUCUUACCCAGGUCAUGCAUGUGCCUGUGUAUGAGGUUUCUUCUCACUACAGAAAGGAACUGCACCUGUUGCCCCUGCCCAUAUGAGGAGGAUGGGGGAUGCCAAUGUUGUCACUGUACCUGUUCAGACGCUCCCAAUUGCCACUGGUGCUGCUGCUCCUGCGCCAACGACCCACUCUUCAAGUGCUGCUGUAUUUGUCCCGAAGGGCAAUCUACCUGCCACUUCUAUGAGAGCCGUUGCUAAUUUCAUAACCCUUGGGAGAUUUUUUCCCCCUAUGCUGCUCUCAAUUCAAGACUCUUGCGCAAGAAUGGAAGCUGUGAUUCCUUACUCGCUACAACACAGUCUAACCUGGUGGAACACCUCGGCUGCCCCACAUGCGGCAAGCUUAGGCUGCACUCCUACAUAUUACCCUGUGGACACUGCAUCUGUGAAACAUGCCUGCAGAAGAUCCAGGAUACAGCUGACAUCACCGAGAGCUUCUUCAUCUUCAAUUGCCCCAUCUGCCAGCGGGCCCACUGCCUGCCCAACAACAAGAUGGUGCUACCUGAGAACUAUUUGCGGAGCCGCCUCACCAGGCGCUACAUGCAGAAACAUGACUUCCUCACCUGGCGCUUUGACCGGGCCUUGAGUCCCGCCUACUGCCAGGUGUGCAGGGAGCACAGGCUGGCUUAUAAACACUGUGUCACCUGCCGCUUGAAUCUCUGUAUCGAGUGUCUCAAGAGCAUUCACUCGGACACAUCGAUGCAUGACCACAUUUUCGUGGACGCCUCUAGCCAGGAGCAGGAGGAGAAGCUCUGUGUCUAUCACCCGAACCACAAGAUCACUGAGUACUGUCGGAAUGACCAUGAGCUGCUCUGUCAAACCUGCAGGAACAUCCACCAUGAUGGGCAUGACGUCAUUAGCCUAGUGGAGGCCUGCUCUGAGCUCUCUGCCGCUCUCUUCAGCGCCAUCGCCAGUUUCAAAUCAGUCCGAUUUGAGAUUGAUAAUGACCUGAUAGAAUUCAACAUUUUAAAGAAUGGCAUUAAAGUGGACAAAGAGUCAAAAAGGAAAACAAUCCGAGGUGGAUUCCUAAGACUGAGGCGUAUACUUCAAGAAAAAGAAAAAUCCCUCAUGGAGCAACUGGAGAAUAUGGAAGGAUACAGGCAGAAGGAAAUUGAAAAAUAUGUGUGUGCCACAACUCUUAAAGUUAAGGAAAUGGAUGGACUAAUUGAGUUUUGUAAAGAAGCUUUGAAAGAGACAGGUCAGGUGGCAUUUCUACAGUCUGCUAAGGCUUUGGUAGAUCAAAUAGAGGAGGGGAUCCAAAACACAUAUCGGCCUGACCCACAGCUCAAGGUAGACAGCAUAGAGGUCCUUCAGCUGAAUUUCACAGACUUAGCUAAUGCCCUGUAUGCCCUUUUCCCUAGCCAGCAACAGAAAGAGUCAUCCUCAGGUGAUUUUUCACCCACUCCCUAUCCCGUGCAUUCUGAAAUGAUGAUUACUCGAAAAGUCACCUUCAGUGCCCAAAAUUUUACCAAUCACCAAGUAGUUCAGCGCAGUUACUCUUCACAGUCCCUCCCAGGAUCCCCUAAUGAGAAGGGUAGGGCAAGCUUUGAAAUGUAUGGAAGAACACAAUCCAUCUCCACUCCCAGGGCCACGGAAGGAUUCUUUACCUACUGGAUGGCACCUACCGAAGGCCAGAACUUUUGGUCUACUCCUCCAGAAGGUGCAAAAGUCCAGACCUACAGCAGCUUUCACAACUGGUAUAUCACCAACGAAGGGAAUUUGAAAGUUCCAGGGCUCAUUGUCAUCUACCAGACAUUGGUGUAUCCAAGAGCUGCCAAAAUUUACUGGACAUGUCCCACAGAAGAUGUGGAUUAUUUUGAGAUGGAAUUCUAUGAACUUAUUGUUUAUCCUCCCAAUAACGUCCGGACAGAACUUUGUGGACACAUACGAGACAUAAUGCAACAGAAUCUGGAACUACAUAAUCUAACUCCUGGCACAGAGUAUCUGUUUAAAGUCCGUGCGGUCAACGAAAAUGGACCAGGGGAAUGGAGCGAUGUCUGUAAGGUAGUGACACCAGAUGGUCGUGGGAAGUCCAGAGCAAAAUGGGGACUACUGAAGAAUAUUCAGUCUGUCCUCCAAAAACGCUUUUGA
Dromiciops gliroides (monito del monte) is the source of this 2433-nucleotide messenger RNA. RefSeq names its product tripartite motif containing 42 (gene TRIM42). Gene Ontology annotation, molecular function: ubiquitin-protein transferase activity; zinc ion binding; protein binding. Gene Ontology annotation, cellular component: chromatin; nucleoplasm. The transcript has 7 exons. Lineage: Eukaryota; Metazoa; Chordata; Mammalia; Microbiotheria; Microbiotheriidae. Gene Ontology annotation, biological process: positive regulation of DNA-templated transcription. The record is from RefSeq and is a predicted model, not a curated record.